AAAGCCCUGCCUGGACGUGCGCGGAGGCUGUGGCCGCAGGAAGGUGGCUGGAGCCGUGAGGACAGGAACGGUUGAGGGGGGGUCGCAAGCACAGCCUUGGGGCGCUGUCCCCCCUCCAGAUGCUCCCCUCCCGCCUCCUUCGCCAAGCCCUCCCUCGGCCAGCCCCCAGAUUUGGGUACUCGACAGCCGGUCCCACCAUGGAGGAGAAGCCGGUGGAGUCGUCCAUUCGCGCCAAGCUCCUGCAGGCCCUGCAGCCGGUGCACCUGGAAGUGCACAACGAGAGCUCCAUGCACGCCGUGCCCCGGGGCUCCGAGACCCACUUCAAGGUGGUGAUCGCCAGCCAGCGCUUCGCCGGCCUGCCCCUGCUCCAGCGCCACCGGCUGGUGAAUGAGAUCCUCCAGGCUGAGCUGGCCGGGCCCGUCCAUGCCCUCUCCAUCCAAGCCAAGACCCCCCAGCAGUGGGAAGAGAACCAGAGUGUGAGCCAGAGUCCGGGAUGCCUCGGGGGAUCCAAACACGACCCGCACAUGGCGACCAAACUGGGCAGCCAGGGGUGACCCUGAGGGACGGCGCUGGGGGGGGAGGGUUGGGUUAGCUCACUCCCCGGGGUGACCCUGACGCUCACAUUGUGACCACAUCCAGAGCCUUGCAAAGCCGCCUAGCGCUGGAAGUGGAAACAUUCACAGCCUGAAGUUGCACCACCAAUGCCAGGAGUCCACCAGGGUCAGCCCCAGACUCCGCCUGCUCCCUGCACUUGGCCGCGGGUUAUUGGUUUUUUCAGUCGGUCAUGUGAAAUACCCCUGGCUCCACUGCUAUCAUGGUAGCAGGAGGGUCCGGCUACCAGACCAGACUCCCGAUGGGCGCUAAUGCACGUGUUCAUGAUAAUUGUGUCUGCAAAGCUGGGUGAGAUUUGCGAAGCCUGAUUUUUAAUGGAGACUGGGUGCCCGAAAUCUCUCCAACGGCUUUAAAAAGCUCAGUGUCGUGCGUUUAAAGUGUGUGGGGGGGAGCCCUUGUGUUGUUAAUAAAGCUCUCAGCCGAGCAAAGAAUGGGUUCACGCUGGAAAGCAUUGAUGUCGUGUCUCUGGAUUUGGUUGACUCAGGUUGAGUUUGCAGCUGCAAAAUCUUCUUUAUUUCACUUGGGAAACUGAGACGUGCUGGUUUGGUUUUUACCCUGUUCGCAUCGUCCACAGCGACAAGGAUUCUGCAGAGCAGACCCUGCCCCUGAUGACCGGGAAUGCAAUUUGGGCCUGUCAUUGGAACAGAGUUAAUAGUUCUGUUGAGGAUGUUUGAGCCAGAAUAAACUCUGUCCCCCGCUCCUGUCUCUGGGCUGGCCCUGCAAGACUCAUAGAAGCCCUUUGGCUUGUGCUGGCUCUGCAGGGCUACUAAAAAUAUAUGUAAGGCCAAUGAGAGAGAAGUCAUUUCUGCCAUCAGCUAUGAGCUCUACAUCCAAACAGGCAGUAGAUGAAUAAUGAUAAUAAUUAAUACCUACCUGGGAUAUAGCAAGCAGUGCGUUUUCCUCAUUUCCUGCACGGAGGAAAACGGAAAUUAGGGGUUGAAAGAAUCUUCAUUUCUGCUUUGUUUCAGUGUUACUUUUCAUCAUUUCUGCUUUAUUUUGCAAUGUGUUCAGCUUGGGGCAAUGGAAAAUAGACUGGUCAGUUUU
Emys orbicularis (European pond turtle) is the source of this 1656-nucleotide messenger RNA. It is a transcript of the gene BOLA1, whose product is annotated as bolA family member 1. The transcript is spliced from 2 exons. The coding region runs from base 120 to 554 and encodes 144 amino acids. The record is from RefSeq and is a predicted model, not a curated record. NCBI's taxonomy places the organism in Eukaryota, Metazoa, Chordata, Testudines, Emydidae. Gene Ontology annotation, cellular component: mitochondrion.